UUCUAAUGCUGUAAUGCACACGUCCAAACUUCGCAAGACUUCUCCAUAUAUGAUAGUACAACCAAGGAAGCAUCUUGGUACAACCUCGCAUUGCAGAUUUAAUAGCCUGGCACAAUGAGUGGCUCGGAGAGUGGCGAAACUGUCAGUCCGUUUCGCGUCCUGCUACUUCGCCUUUCCGAGCAGAUAUCUUCCCAGGAGCUGAGCGACAUGAAGCACCUGCUGAAGGACGAUAUCGGCCAGAGAAGGCGCGAGGAGGCGCUGUCGUGCCUGGACCUCUGGGACCAUCUGGAGAAAGCCGGAAAGCUGUCGGACGGACGGACGGACCUGCUGAAGGACGUACUGUACAAUCUGCCCAGGAGGGACCUGGUCAAACUGGUGGAGGAAUAUGAAAAUCAGAGGAAAGAGUCUCAAAUUGCUGUGUCUACAUGUGGCAAGACCACCCCACCCCCCAUCCAGUGCAAGGCCAACCCAUCCCCCACCCAGUGCCAGUCCAGCCUACCCCCCACCCAGUGUAUCAGGCAGACAAGUGAAUCUGCCAAACCUGUAUGUUUUGCUUACACACAGCCUCCCUUACAGGAGGAAGGUAAGUCCUCCCACCUGCCCACCAGUGUUCAGUCAGAAUCACAGACACUCUACAAUGGCUUACCCAUUACAGCUGCUACAGACGGACCAACAGACCCGCCAGAGACAACCACAGACACCAAACAUCACACAGUAGGGGACAACAUGGCCCGGCAUUCCCCAAGAGAUUACAGACAAAAAGCUGUGAGAAUUAAGGAGCAGAAAGUCCUGCCUAAAGCACAGAACUACAUGGAGACGGCCGGGUACAGGGUGGCGAUUGUGGGCGGGAAGCACUACGAGAUAGAUGAGGAGGAGUUUGUAGAGAUGGACCACAGUUCAUCCUACCACAUCCGGCUGACCAACUCCCACCUCCGCUCAUGUGAUGCACAGCUGUCCAUCGAUGGCAAGGACGUGGGGACAUGGCGUCUGGAACCCAAACAGGAGAUUGAGUUGGAACGGCCUGAGGAGGAGCAGAUGUGUUUCACCUUCUUCAGCACCAGGAUGGCUCCAGCAGAGGCUGGCAUCAGGAGGGGGGUAGAGGAGAAUGGUUUGGUCCAGGUCACUUUCACGCCAGAGAAGAUGAGAGAAGAGAAGACCACAGUUAAAGACCUGUAUCGUGGAGGUGACCAGGGAGCUGAGGAUGACACAGCCAGCAGUGACUCCUCUAGUGGGGAGGAAGAUGAGCCAUUCCGCAGUGACACGCCUCUGAACUGGUCGUCAGGGGCAACAGCUCUGCAGGGGAUCAGCCAGCAGGAGUUUGAGCAAGUAGAGGGAGAGAUUGAGAAGGAUGAGGAGGCCCAAGUUAUCAUGAUCUUACGUCUGGUAGCGAGAAUUGAUGGUUCUAAGGUAGAGGUCUCCAGUGCUCCAAUCAAACCGCUGACAUCGAAGCGUCCAAGAGCAAUCCAAGACUAGCAGAAACCCGCCUGGGGAAAGAACUACGUACAACCGAAGAGUGAGCUGAAGUUUCAACUCUGUAACUUCUGAAAGGACAUUGAUCAGUUUUUGGACCUGACUGGAAAAACCAGACACAUUUGAACUUUUUGAAUUUUUUUGAAUAAGUCAUUAAUGUUAUAUUGCUUGUCUUCCUAGAAAUUUGAACUUUUAUUUUGAAUAAGUCAUUAAGGUUAUAUUGCGUCUUCCUAUAGCAUUUACAGUGUUUUUAAGACCAUACCUGACAUCAAGGUUUAUGGAUUUACAGUACUUAUAGCUAAGAAAGCCCAGUGCUGAGUAUCAAUAUAAUUGUGAUAUAAUUUUGUCCCAAAAUAAAACAAUAAGGUAUCCUGAGAUACACCCAAAUGCUACAAUGUACUAGAAAGUCAACAUAGAUUCUAC
Molecule: messenger RNA, 1893 nt
Organism: Branchiostoma belcheri (Belcher's lancelet)
Lineage: Eukaryota; Metazoa; Chordata; Leptocardii; Amphioxiformes; Branchiostomatidae
Exons: 6
Coding region: 115-1473 (452 amino acids)
Biological process (GO): regulation of apoptotic process
Molecular function (GO): protein binding
Source: RefSeq, a predicted model, not a curated record